This is a messenger RNA of Heteronotia binoei (common prickly gecko), 4691 nucleotides long. It is a transcript of the gene FOXRED2, whose product is annotated as FAD dependent oxidoreductase domain containing 2. The coding region runs from base 499 to 2589 and encodes 696 amino acids. NCBI's taxonomy places the organism in Eukaryota, Metazoa, Chordata, Lepidosauria, Squamata, Gekkonidae. Gene Ontology annotation, molecular function: flavin adenine dinucleotide binding; monooxygenase activity. The record is from RefSeq and is a predicted model, not a curated record. The transcript is spliced from 9 exons.
AAGAAUAACGUACUUCCGCCUUCAUAUCAGCACGUGACCGAGGACACGGCGUGGAAGCGUUCUCUUCAGCGAAGGACCAAGGCGGUCACGUGACUCGUGCAGGGAGAGGCGCGAAGCGGUCCCGCACUUUUCCUUAGGGAGGAAAAGGGAGGCCGCGCUAGCCGAGAAUCCCGUUGCUUUUCUCUCACGUUUGCUUACUGGAGGACCGAAGCAGAAUCAGCUCUACUGUGCGAGUUUAGGGUUCACUGCUGCGGGGCAGCCGCGCCAGACCAACAGCCACCUGCCCAGUUCGGGGCGGCGGGGCACGCCAGGAGUGGGUUUAGCAAGAUCUGGCUAUACAUCAAUCCUGGAGAAGAUGGAAGACACAGAGACAUAGAGUUGCCUGCAUGAAGUACCUAGAGAGGCUAGUACCAGUAAAGCCACCUCUGAAGUUUGCAGUGAAUUGAUCUGACUUCUGCCUCCUUGGCUCUUGCCAGUGCCUUGUCUUUAGGUUUUGCAAUGAACAGAUUUGACUUGUUUGCCACCGCCAUGCAGCCAUCUGCCUUCAAAUGCGUGCAAGAACUUCUGCUAACCUUUGCGUUCUCUUUGGCCUCUGCUUGGGCAGAUGACCUUCCAGUGUUUCCGCACCAUGACUAUUGCAUCCUUGGGGCUGGCCCCUCAGGAUUGCAGAUGGCCUAUUUUCUCCAACAAGCAGGCCGAGACUAUGUGGUCUUUGAACGUAGCCACAUGCCAGGACAUUUCUUUGCCUUGUAUCCCCGCCAUCGCAAGCUUAUCAGCAUCAAUAAGCGCUACACAGGCAAAGCCAACCAUGAGUUCAACCUUCGCCAUGACUGGAACUCAUUACUCAGCCAUGAUAGUAGGCUUCUUUUCCGACACUACUCCCCUGACUACUUCCCUGAUGCUGAUGAUAUGGUGCGCUACCUGAGAGACUUUGCUUCGUUGCUAGACCUCCAGGUGCACUACAACACAUCCAUUACUCAUGUGAUGCUGGAGAAGGACACCAAGGCAUGGAAUGGACACUAUUUUUUCCUUACUGAUCAGAACGCUCAGCUCUAUAAAUGCAGCGUUCUUUUGGUGGCCACAGGGACGUGGGUUCCUCACAAAGUGAACUUUCCUGGUUCAGAGUAUGUCGAGGGCUAUGAGUCAAUGUCUAUUGACCCAGAAGACUUUGUUGGCCAAUCAGUAUUGAUCCUGGGCCGAGGUAACUCUGCCUUUGAAACAGCUGAGAACAUUUUGGGAGUCACCAAUUUCAUACACAUGGUGAGCCGCUCUCGAGUUCGCCUCUCUUGGGCUACCCACUAUGUUGGAGAUCUGAGAGCAAUUAACAAUGGCCUCUUGGACACAUAUCAGCUGAAAUCUCUGGAUGGCCUACUGGAAGGUGAUUUGGAAGACCUGGUUCUUGUCAAGGAUAAAAAAGGGAAACUGCACAUUACCCUUCGCUUUUACCUGGAGAACCCUAACAGCAGUGAAGAGUCCAUUACCCUCCCCCAGGAUGAGCUGGACAACUUUGCCACUCGGGCACCCUACGACCGUGCCAUUCGCUGCCUGGGUUGGCAGUUUGACUUCUCCAUAUUUAACAAAUCUGUUGGGCUGUUGCAUGGCAAAGGCAAUAAGAAAAAAUAUCCUUUGAUCAAGCCCAGCUAUGAAGCCAAAGCAACUCGAGGCUUGUUUGUCCUGGGCACCGCAAGCCACUCUGUUGACUUCCGCAAAUCUGCUGGAGGCUUCAUUCAUGGGUUCCGAUACACAGCUCGUGUUGUCCAUCGUUUAUUAGAAGUGCGCCACCAUGGUGUCCCAUGGCCAUCCUCCACCUACCCUAUUAUUCAGCUAACCAACUCCAUUGUCAAGCGGGUGAAUGAGGCAUCUGGGCUCUAUCAGAUGUUCACGGUGCUGGCAGACAUCAUUCUGCUAAAAGAGAAUGCCACUGAAUUUGAGUAUCUGGAAGAAUUUCCAGUUGGAGUCCUGCAAGACCUCGAAUGGCGCACAGGAAGGAAAGUUCAGAAUGGGCUUUUUGUCAUCAUAAUGGAAUAUGGGAAGAACUUCUCUGGCCCUGACAAGGAUGUCUUCUAUUAUAAUCGGGCAGUGGGUGAAGCACAGCAUGCUUGGCAAUCUAAUUUUUUGCACCCUGUCAUUUAUUACUACAAACGACUUCCCACUGAACGUGAAAUGAGGCGUUGUCCACCAGACUGGCCCCUGCCUCAUCCAGACGCCAUCCAUCACAUUGUAGAGGACUUCCUGACAGACUGGACUGCUCAGAAUGCCCACAUCCUCCCUCUGAGACGUUUCUUGGAGAAUUGCCUGGGAAUCGACCUGCGCAGGUUCUAUGCAGAGUCCUGUUUCCUCUUUGCACUGACUCACCAGAAGCUGCCAGUCUUCUGUCAGCAGGGAUACAUGAGAAGACAAGGUCUGAUGGGUAAUGAGAGACUUAGACGACAUGCAGUAGAAGCUGGAUUGCUGGAGGACUAUGCUGCUGUGGAUUCUCUAAAAGAGCCGGAAGAGGGCAACGCAGUGUUGCAUGACCACCUGUUGGAGGAUCACAUGAUGCCAGACCAUCACCUGCAGCAUCUCAUGAGCACCAAGGAUGAACUUUAGUACUCCUUGGUCCAAAUCCACAAGGAACUGUGGUCUUGGUACCAUGACAAAGAUCUGCAGAGGAUGUCUAAGCUCCAUUAUGCAGAGAUGGGUCCCUACCUACUCCUUCAUGGGGACCAUGACUUGCCAAAGGUUUGUGUGGGCCUUUGCACAUUCAUGAGGGAUUAACAAGGGCAGUCAGUGGGUAAUGCCAAGGCAGUCCUUUGCUCCCAUUCAUUGCCUGCUGAUGGUGUUGCAUUUCUGUUAUAUGAGCCAGUCUCUAGUUUAUGACCCAAGGGAGGAAAAAGUGAUACUUGCCAGGGAGUAUUAUUCGUGAUCGCAUGUUUUGUGGCUAUCUGCAAGGGAUGUGUCGUUUAUGGAUGCUGUCUGUAUUGUGUUCUUGCAUAUACUGGCAAAGUGGUAUGUGCAUGGAUGUAUAAGCAAUGUGGUGGAAGUUGCUGGGUGAGAGGUGAAAGUGCUUGGAACUUCCCAAACUGGGAAAUAUGAGCCGCUACCUCCAUGAGGGACCAGUGUCUCUCAAGGCACUAUAAGCCUGGAUCCCUUUUGUGUUGUGUGGCCCAGUUGCACCCACUUCCUUAGGCAUUAUUUUUUCCUGUGGGAGUGGUAUUCCCAUGUGCCAGCUUGCCAUUCUCAGGAGGCCCCUGAAUCCUUACAAAACAUCUCCUCUUUGCACUACCCCCCUUUUAGAAAGCUCCCUUAGUUCUGUUGAGUCUAGAUGUAAUCCUAUUUCUUAUUCCAAUCAUAUUUUUUAAAAUAUCCCUUUUUUGUAGAUUAGAUAGGAAAGCUAUUUGCACUUUAUUGCACACCCUUCUCACAUUUCCUGCAAGUCAGGAGAAGAAGACUGGAAGGAGUUCAAGUUCUUGUCUCUGAUCUUCCUAUCAGCUUAUAAGAGGUAGAAGAAGGGACCUUUAAAUCCUCUCUAAUCUCUGCACUUGUGCUUCCUUGGUGACACCUCUCCAGCAGCUGAUGCCCUAAUGCUGUUUUAGCUCCCUUGCUCAUCUAAUAUCUAAUCCUUCAGUCUCACCUGAGAUUUUUUUCAGCUUCACUUUCAAGAGUAAGUCUCGUUUGUGUCUGUGGUGUUAAUGGUACACUAGUAAAAGUGCUGCUGCAAGUUAGAAUUCCUCUGGGCUGCUGUCACGGGUUGACAGGUUGAGACAAUCUCUGUGGGCAUACGAGAGCCCAGAGAGCACCUUCCUUGCAUGCAGAGGGUCCCAGAGUAGAUGCCGAGCAUUGGCAGAUAAAAAAAUCUCAAGGCCUCGGAGUGCUGCUGCCAUUCAAAGUAGGCAGUGUUGCCUAAAUGGAAGAAAAGAUGUGAUAGUAAAAGAAAGCUUCAUGUUUAUUUAAUGCAGCAGUUGGGGUUUACGUGAGCUAAGAAUCCUGUGCAAAAGAGAGUCCUCAGAAGGAAUCUACAGCUAACAUUUGCUCUGUCUUUGACACUUUGAGGCUGCCUUGGUCAAACUGGAAUGUUCAAAGAUCUUAAAGACUUUUCAAGCAGGGAGAUCUGAAUCCCUUGCCUAGAGCAGCCUUUUUGCUGACAAUCCCUCUUCUUCCAACCACCAUAAAUACCCCAAAGAACCCAGUGCUGUAAAUUGAUAAUAUGAGUGUUGCCUUGAAUUAUUUUCUUAAAAGGUUUUUUUUAAGGCAUUGUCCUGUUCUGCGGGUAAUUUCCCCCUGGUUAGGCCCUGUGUCUGCUGUGCUGCUGCUCCACAGACAGAAGCCCAGCUGUCAAGCCAGAAUCUAGCAUUCAGCUGCUUUAUUCUCAGUGCCUGCCACAUUCAUUCAGACAUUUGCAGAGAACUUCAUGGCUCCAUAGUAGACGGGGCAGUUGCCAGCCAUCUCUUUGAUUUUUAAUGCUCUUUUUCCUGAACAGUAUUAUUUUUAAAUAUCCAUCAUCAAACAAGUGGGGACCUGGUAAUGCUGUUGCAUUGUAAAUGUGUCAUGUAUGGUUGUGUUCUUGGAAUGAACUGUUUAAAACAUUUCCAAGCUCGGGAGCUGGUAUACUGCAUUAUUUUGCUAGAAGGUUGUGGUUGGUGUGGUGUAUAUGUAAUGUGCAAAUCAGUACUGUAUACUUUGACCACGAUUGGAAAUCCUAUCUCCAACCA